Molecule: messenger RNA, 890 nt
Organism: Dryobates pubescens (Downy woodpecker)
Lineage: Eukaryota; Metazoa; Chordata; Aves; Piciformes; Picidae
Gene: MRAP2
Product: melanocortin 2 receptor accessory protein 2
Exons: 5
Coding region: 270-890 (206 amino acids)
Biological process (GO): regulation of adenylate cyclase-activating G protein-coupled receptor signaling pathway; protein localization to plasma membrane
Cellular component (GO): endoplasmic reticulum; plasma membrane
Molecular function (GO): type 3 melanocortin receptor binding; type 5 melanocortin receptor binding; signaling receptor regulator activity
Source: RefSeq, a predicted model, not a curated record
CAGAGGUAGCUGUUGCUGGUUACACCCAAGACCAGUUUCAGAUGUACACAAAGCCAGCUUUGCCUUUGUGGCCCCAGUUGUGUUGUAAGCCAUGAAGUUUUGCUUCAGAUGUGAUGUGUGUCCGGUUUUGCCUUUGCAGUGACUCAUUUUGAGAGGGUCAUGUUGAAGCUGUUUAUGAGCACAGAGAAAUUUAGGUUGGAAGGGACCUCUGGUGGUCAUCUGGUCCAACCUCCUGCACAAAGUGUGUUCUACUAGAUCAGAGGUGCAAGAUGUCUGCCCCAAGGCUGCUAUCUAACAGAACCUCCCAGCAGGCCUUGUCUAACUCUGAUUACACCUGGGAGUAUGAGUACUAUGAGUAUGGACCAGUGUCAUUUGAAGGCCUGAAAGCUCAUAAAUAUUCCAUUGUGAUCGGAUUUUGGGUUGGUCUUGCGGUUUUUGUCAUCUUCAUGUUCUUUGUCCUGACCCUGCUGACAAAGACAGGAGCACCACAUCAAGACAAUGCAGAACCGUCUGAAAAAAGGCUUCGUCUGAACAGCUUUGUGGCAGACUUUGGCAGACCUCUGGAGCCAGAGAGGCUCUUCUCUCAUCAGGCAGCUGAGGAGUCCCAGUCGCUUUUCCAUUUCUGUAUCAAUGAAGUGGAACAUUUGGGCAAAGCGAAACAAAGUCAGAAAGGACCAGGUCUGGAGAGUAAUACCCACUUCCAGGAAGUUCCCAGGACCAGUGGAAUGUUUGAGGAGGACCUAAACUGUCUCAGCAAAUUUAACAUUCCCAACUUCGUGAACACUGAGCAGAACUCUUCGCUCGGAGAGGAUGACCUUCUCAUCGCAGAGCCACCCAUCCUUUUAGAGAGCACAUCCGUCGUGCAGUCUUCCCAUCGCAUCAUGGACUGA